This is a messenger RNA of Amphimedon queenslandica, 2321 nucleotides long. RefSeq lists its product as uncharacterized. The record is from RefSeq and is a predicted model, not a curated record. Bases 765 to 2321 code for a protein of 518 amino acids. Gene Ontology annotation, molecular function: G protein-coupled receptor activity. Lineage: Eukaryota; Metazoa; Porifera; Demospongiae; Haplosclerida; Niphatidae. Gene Ontology annotation, cellular component: membrane. The transcript has 9 exons.
UGUAUUUUCAUAUUUUAGUACUGGCUAUGUUGAAAUGGCUGGCCAGCUCUCAGUAAGAUACAAGACAUCUAACAAUGAACCAUUCUCCCCUUGGCAUCUUGCAGAUUAUUGUACAAAUGGGCAGGAAGUUUCAUUGGUCAUUUCUCUUGGCAGUAAAGUUCAGUACAGAUUUGUGACCUUUUCCACUGAAAGUAUCAAAACAACUUCUCCUUUUAUUACAGUAUUUGUAAGUCAGUAUUGUAAUAGAAAUGCGACAAUUGAAGCUCCACUGUGUAAUUCUUUUAUUGGUUCUGGAGUAUUUAUAAGUGAAUUGUCAUUCUUAGCCCCUCAGUGUGACAACAUCAGUGAAGAUAAAGAUUUUAAUCAGUUUUUUGUUCAAGUUUCUAAUUGUCGUCCUCAAAAUUUGCAAUUGCAAGUCAUAUCUUUCAUUAAAUUUUAGGUUUUUUUCCUUUUUUAGUCGGCUGGAAUUCACACUAGUCCUUCGUUAUCGUGAUCCUCGUCCUGGGUGUUGGCGUUUAAGUAAUGCUAAUGAAGGUGUACUGGUUAAGGCACUAUUUGGUGAUGGCUCAAUAUUACCAUUACAAUACGUCACAAUUACUGGAGGGAAUAUAGGACUUAAUAAGGAUCAUGUCAGUAUUACAGAAUUUAAUUCAAACUAUUGCCAACUGAGAGUGAGACUUCAGGAUGCUUCUUACAUUAUUCCAGUCAAUAGAACUAAAGUAAUAGGGCCUGUCUCUCACACAAUAUAUGUGAGUGAUUAUCGAAUGUUUACAGAAAACCUAUCAUUUUCUUGGACUCAAUAUCGCAAAUCUAAUGAGGGACAUUGUGAUGUUUGGUCACUGGAUGAUGUGAGGGUUUCUAUUAAUACCAAUGGUAACCUGUACAGUGAAGACUUUGAUGAUGAUGACGAUAUUUGUAAAACAUCAUGGAAUUGUACAUUUGCUCAAAUGUCUCAAGUCCCUUAUCAGUGUGGCAAUGGAUCUGAACCUUGCUUGUUUUUCACUGGUGGAAAAACAAAAGAUCGUAUUGCAGUGUCUCCAGUAAUUGAUGAACACUUAUCAGCUUUCUAUAAUGAAUCAGCUUUGUAUAAUCAUUCUAUCUAUGAUCAAUCUGUUUAUGAUCAAUGUGUCUAUCAUGAGACUGUAUCACUGCAUGAAGCUGCAACUCCUCCUUUGGUCUCCUCAUUCUCCUGUAAUGGACACAUGGUAAAUGCUAGUUUUAUUCUGCAACUCAGAAAAUUUACUCUAAGCAGUUCAUCACCUAAUGCCAUUCUCCUCUCUCUUGCUGUGGAUAGUAAUACCGCAAGUACACCAUUAGCUUAUUAUGCUCCAGUAGGUAACAAGUAUUGGACUAAUUUCAAUACUACUCAUCUCAAUGGUGUACCCAUAUAUUCACCUAAUCCUACACAAUACACUUCAGUCUCAUUCUGUAUACACAAGAACACUGAACUAGUAUCAUUAAUAUGGACACAAGAAAACUACACUUCUAAUUAUGAUAUUUGGAGUAUUAGUCAACCAAUCAUAUUCACUGAUCUCAAUGAAGUUUAUAGUACAUCACUGAAUUACACUAAUGGUGGUAUAUCUAACCAGUCAGUGUGUGCUGGUGAAGGUCCUAUACUGUUAAUGGAUGGAGGAGAUGGACUCAUACCUCGUGAAGCAACUUACCGGUACAUGUACAACAUUGAGGAAAUAACUUCAUCCUCUCUAAGUGACUCAUACAUGACAGAUAGUCCAUCUACAACUAUAAUGACAGUUGUUAUGUCUACUACUUCCACGAUGACUGACUCUAGUCCUAUAGUUACACCUACAGGUCCAGCUGUUCCUAUGUGCUUCACUGAUGGUAUUUGGCCUGAUACACCAGUUAAUCAAACUGCUAAUGGAACUUGUAGCAAGGGAAUGGCAAAUGCUACUAGACUCUGCAAAGCUAAUGGAGUGUGGGGUACUAUCAAUUGUAAUGCGUCUCAAGCGUACAAUAGAAUUUUAGAAGAGGCGUCCAGUGAUCCUUUAACAGCUUUGGUAUUACUCAAUCAAUCUGUGUCCUCCAACGACAGUAAUGGAGAGUUAGAAAUUGGGGAGGUUACUGUCCUGCUAGAUGUAAUAGUAACUGCUUCACAGAAUAUGACCACCGACAAAGCAGAAACAGUGUUUAAUAUUGCUAGCAAAAUUUUGAAGACUGAAGACAUGCAAGAAGAUCAAGGAAGGGACAUUAAUGGUGUUGCUAGUCAGCUGUUGGUAACAAUGGAUAAACUUGCUUUUAAAUUAGUAGAUCCAAAUGUUAUCAUCUCAACUCCAAACAUUAGUAUGUAUAGUGCUGUAUCUUAG